Messenger RNA from Mauremys mutica (yellowpond turtle), 1348 nucleotides. RefSeq names its product solute carrier family 31 member 1 (gene SLC31A1). Bases 327 to 905 code for a protein of 192 amino acids. The record is from RefSeq and is a predicted model, not a curated record. The transcript has 6 exons. Gene Ontology annotation, molecular function: copper ion transmembrane transporter activity. Lineage: Eukaryota; Metazoa; Chordata; Testudines; Geoemydidae. Gene Ontology annotation, cellular component: membrane. Gene Ontology annotation, biological process: copper ion transmembrane transport.
GCCCAUCCCGGCCCGGGAGCGGAUCGCGUUGCCCAAUGGAGCGACAUCCCGCCUUCCAGGGGCAGGCCCAGGCUCCGAGGACACGUCCGAGGCCCCGGGGCGGCGGAUGAGUCUUGUGCUAGUAGCCAGGCUGGAGCGAUUAAUUGUAAAAGCCUUUAACUCAUUGGUCCUUGGAACCGAGCUGCCCUACUUGGAAGUGAGUGUGGAAUUGAGGAUAUAAGUGCACUUGAGUCAGGGAAAAAAACUCCAUAACCCACCACCUUUUCUCUGUGCCUCUCUGCUCCCACUGUCCUGUGUGUGCCAUCAUUGACAACUCUGCAGUAAAGAUGUCCAGCCACCAUGCAAACCAUAUGAUGAACAGCUCCAUGGCAUCCACCUCUGAGCAUUAUCAUCCAACCUCGGAACACCAUCACCCUACAACAUCACAGGGGCACAAUCAUGGAGAAGGGAUGAUGAUGAUGGACAUGACUUUCCACUUCAGCUACAAGAACGUGCCACUGCUUUUUUAUGGACUGAUGAUCAAUACACCUGGAGAAAUGGCUGGUGCUUUUGUUGCAGUCUUCUUCCUAGCCAUGUUUUAUGAGGGCCUCAAAAUAGCCCGGGAGAGUCUGCUCCGUAAAUCACAGGUCAGCAUUCGCUACAACUCCAUGCCUGUCCCGGGACCAAAUGGCACCACUUUGAUGGAGACGCACAAAACAGUUGGACAACAGAUGCUGAGCUUCCCUCAUCUCCUGCAGACAGUGCUGCACAUCAUACAAGUGGUGGUCAGUUACUUCCUCAUGCUGAUCUUCAUGACCUACAAUGCAUACCUCUGCAUAGCUGUGGCAGCAGGCGCAGGCACUGGCUACUUCCUCUUCAGCUGGAAAAAGGCAGUUGUUGUGGAUAUCACGGAGCACUGCCAUUAAUGCUGGACACAGAGCGAGAGCCUCUCUCUGCCCCUUCGCUCGCUCUAACUGCAGUCACCGAGAGGAUGAGGAUCAUUCCCCAGCUGUCUGAGAAGCAACAUACACCAUGAAAAUCAGUGUGUGUUUUACCACCAAUGUCCUAGUCAGGACAAUGCCUGGGCAGCUCACAGGGAUUCCUGGUGUUGAGGAUUUCCCACCAAGCAGCCUGGCGCCCACACUAGAUGGACCAGCUCUUGAGGUCACACCAGAGCCACCCUUGACCACAAUUUAUGUUAUAUUUGUAGAUUUUUCCCUGAUUGAAAUUACAUAGCAAGUAGAUAUUUUCAAGAUUAUUGAACUGUCCUUUUAAAUCAUUUUAUUUUUAAAGAAUAAAUGCUCAGAUCUGGGGGGUUUAUGCAUGGUCGAUAAAGGAGCCAGUAUGUGACAAUGGCUAUUUUAAUUUU